Messenger RNA from Microthlaspi erraticum, 585 nucleotides. The record is from the annotation of a GenBank genome assembly. NCBI's taxonomy places the organism in Eukaryota, Viridiplantae, Streptophyta, Magnoliopsida, Brassicales, Brassicaceae.
AUGAAAAAGCUAACGAUAGACGAGGGAGACGGCGAUAGCAGCAGCGACGACAGCCUUGUCAGCCUCGGCGACCUGGGCAGCGACAGCGAGUGGCUUGCGUAUAAAUACUUCCCGGACAGAGAACCAGAGUGGGGUUACGAUAGCUUUGAAGGCCAAGAGCUUAAAAUCCAUCCUCUGGUUCGUAAGACUUACCAAACCCAGGAACUUUAUGACCAAUACUACGAGAAGAGGCGCCUGGCUUUCGAGAGUAAGGGGUUUCUCUCAGAUCCUACGAGAGCAAUCUACGACGUUUAUAUGGAGGGAUCAAUGAGGGGUCACAACUCUGCUCGGGACUGGGUGGCAUAUCUUGCGAAUCUGUGUGUUCAGAAAUAUAACGAGACUGAGGGAAAGACUGUAGAAUUGGUAAAUGUGGUGAGAGCUACUCAUAUUGGAUUAGGUAAAUGGAAGAUGUACAUCACCUUUAUGGCUCGAGAGCACUAUGAUGGGCCUCUUGUUGAGUACCAAGCCAAGGUGAUCUACGAUUUUGCAGAAGUCGACCCUCCUUUCCCGAUUCUCUGCAGGCCAAGCCCCAAAUCAAAUAUCUAG